GAGGGUUAGCGCUCAGUGGUGAUCAAGCUGCGCUUCUGUACAGACGACCUUACCCUGUGUGACAUUCGCUGAAAUUGUUGUGAAUACUUUUAUUGUAUUGUAGACUUGUGGAGGCUGCUAACUACAUUGAAACCUUGAGUCCCCGCCAGCUACAGCUGUUGCGAAAUAUUUAUUGUGACUAGAUUUGAGAAAUUUUGAAGAUAAGAAAGAUGCUCGCCAGCCCUGCCAUGGAAAUGCAAGUCGAGGAGACUCCCUUGGCUCUCCAACGUCUGUGGAACCUGACCAGAGCUCGUCUGGCCGGUACAUCCACUCUUGAUGUGGAACCAGCUCUCGGAGAAUCUUUACCACCAGCUCAGGAGUUCGAAGGCACCCCGAAAGCCUUGCUUCCAGCUCCCAGCGACUAUGAAAGCGAUGGUGAAGAAGCUUUCCCAGAGUUAGAAAUACCUGAGGCGACCGAUGUGCCUAGCAAGGGUUUCUGGCCUGACAGUGCUUACACUAAGGAGGUUCUGUUGGACGCAAGCUCGUUGGGCGAUGUCCCUGCGGUGUACCGCGUGCCGCAACCCGCUCCCCAUCAGAUGCCAGUCAUUGGCGUGUACAUCGACCCCCGCGUCAGAACCGGCUUCCGUUACAAAGUUAGACCGAUGCAGGCUCUGGAUGCCCCUCCCCUAUCUGUGAAGCCGAGAUACUUGUUCGGAGGAAAGGCUCUCACCCUGCAAUCAAUUGGCCGUGGUUAUGCCCGCCGCCUAACAUUUGAGCCUGUUGGAUCCAAAUUGAAUGAGAAUGACAAUUUCUUCUGGACUGACUCCAGGCCUGAAGGAUUUUUGUUUGAGAUUGAGGCUGUAUCUGUUGGAGACAAGUUUACUAUCUACGAUGCUAACCAUGAACCGCAGGGUAUCCUGGAAGUGGUUCAGCAACAGAAAAAUCAAAUUGAAAUAGAGCAGAAGAUUCAUGAGAACGGAUCCAUUGACAAGAAAGUCAAGAUAAACACCCUUUGCAAAGUUGAGUGGUAUGAAAACGAUGGUGCUACGAAAUUGGUGCCUGUGACUGGUGUCGCAAUCUUGAAGAAGGGCAGAGGAAACGCAACGGUGUCCAGGGUGGUUAAUGUAGCCAUCGGCAUCAAACAACUCAAGAAGGGUUAUGAACUCAAACCCGGCAUUGAAUCUUCCUCCAGGAGGGUUACCGUCAACGGUGGUGAUAUUAAAGACAUUCCUUGCCAGUAUUGCAUUGUCGGUUUAGAAAAAUACGAACUUCCCGCCAUUGGAACCUACGUAGAUCCCCGUAUCGUUCCCGGCUUCUACUACCGCGUGCGGCCAGCUGGCAGCCGGAGACAUCUCUUCCAGGGCCGUAGCUUGCUACUGCAGUCUAUUGGCAUGGGAUACGGAAAACGCAUUACUUUCAAACCCGACUCCCUUAACGAGCCUGAGAACUAUUUCUGGUCCGACUCGCACCCCGAAGGUAUUGGGAUGGAAACGCGGGCCAUUCAUCCUGGCAUGAAGUUCUCGGUCACAGGAAAUGGGGGUCUGUUGGGAGAAGCAAGCGUAUUCCGUGCUGAUUUGCCCCAAGCUGAGGAAAAGACAGAAUAUGUGGACGUGCCGGGAAAGCGAGGAAAGGCAGUCGAGAAAUACGUUCAUGUGGAUGUGACAUGCCACGUAAAGCUGGCAACCACAGGAGGCGGUUCAGUAGACUCUGAAGUGCAUCUCAUGAAGGUGUCAGGAGUGGCACUGGUCCGCAAAGAACCGGGUGAAGCUGUCGCAAAACUUGUAAAGGUCUUCAACGUCGGUUUGGACUCCCAGUUGAACCUGUUGUUCGCGCACUCACAGACCGAGCUGACCUUCCAUCCCCUGCCCUAAACGUAUCACGAGGUCCGAAUGGUGUUGCAAUAUCUGUGAUGGCAGUCGUCUCACACAGAGGUAUUGUAAUGCCAAAAGCUUACCUGGCGCGACAUAGGUUUCGUCAAAUGCCAACCGAUUGGUUUCGAGUCUGCAACCGAGAUGGUCUAAUAGAUAGGCCGAUGCUGUUUGCAAUUCGGUUGCACGCUCGUUCAGCUGCUAGCUGCUAGCUGAACAGUAUACCUGGAUAUCACCAUCAAGCUCCAGUUUUACCACCAUCGCUGUGAAGAUUGCUAUAGUAACGACACAACCAUGACAUUGCAUCAAGAACAUCAUCUCAGUGAAAUUGACAUGGUGAUUGGUGGAGUCUACGUCUUUUAACAACUAAGGCAUAUUGUGUCGAUUAUAAAGUUACUAUAAGUACUUUCCAAAAGCAAAGGAUUUAUCAGUAUUUUAAUUUAAUCGUUCGUAAUUUGUUAUUUUAAAAAUGAAAUCAAAUUAGAAUUUUCAAAUAUUGUACCGGAGAGAGUAGUAAAAAGACUAGUGUUAUCGCUGUAAUAAAUAAUUACCGUUUUGGGACAUUA
This is a messenger RNA of Spodoptera litura, 2413 nucleotides long. RefSeq lists its product as uncharacterized. Lineage: Eukaryota; Metazoa; Arthropoda; Insecta; Lepidoptera; Noctuidae. The record is from RefSeq and is a predicted model, not a curated record.